UCUAGUGAGGGAAAUCUUUAGUUUUUGUUCUUUUUGUUUUCAAAUUGAUUUCGAUCGCUCCAUUUCUUCAAUUUCGAAGAGGAACGAUCUCUGUGUUAAUUUCGCUUAGUUUAACUCGAUUUCUAGAUGAAGAUUUGUAGUAUCUUACCAUUUGUUGCUAUUAUGCACUUGAUCUUGUAGGAGAUAAUAACAACUUCUCGCAGAUUAGGUUCUAUUACUCAAACUAUUCUCAUUUUCUCUAUUUUUUUCGCUAGAUUUAACCCUAAAUCCUUCACUUUGUAGAAUCGUUGAUGUGUUUAUGGAGCAAACUCAUCUUUGAUUUUUGUUCUUUCAAAUUGAUUUCGAUCGUUCCAGUUCGUCAAUUUAGCCAUUGAAUUCGAAGAGGAACGAUCUCUGUGUUAAUUUCACUUAGUUUAAAACGAUUUCUAGAUGAAGUUUUGUAGUAUCUUAUCAUCUUGUUGCUAUUAUGAACUUGAUCUUGUAGGAGAUAAUAACACCUUCUCGCAGAUUAGGUUCUAUUACUCAAACUAUUCUCAUUUUCUCUAUUUUUUUCGCUAGAUUUAACCCUAAAUCCUUCACUUUGUAGAAUCGUUGAUGUGUUUAUGGAGCAAACUCAUCUUUGAUUUUUGUUCUUUCAAAUUGAUUUCGAUCGUUCCAGUUCGUCAAUUUAGCCAUUGAAUUCGAAGAGGAACGAUCUCUGUGUUAAUUUCACUUAGUUUAAAACGAUUUCUAGAUGAAGUUUUGUAGUAUCUUAUCAUCUUGUUGCUAUUAUGAACUUGAUCUUGUAGGAGAUAAUAACACCUUCUCGCAGAUUAGGUUCUAUUACUCAAACUAUUCUCAUUUUCUCUAUUUUUUUCGCUAGAUUUAACCCUAAAUCCUUCACUUUGUAGAAUCGUUGAUGUGUUUAUGGAGCAAACUCAUCUUUGAUUUUUGUUCUUUCAAAUUGAUUUCGAUCGUUCCAGUUCGUCAAUUUAGCCAUUGAAUUCGAAGAGGAACGAUCUCUGUGUUAAUUUCACUUAGUUUAAAACGAUUUCUAGAUGAAGUUUUGUAGUAUCUUAUCAUCUUGUUGCUAUUAUGAACUUGAUCUUGUAGGAGAUAAUAACACCUUCUGGCAGAUUAGGUUCUAUUACUCAAACUAUUCUCAAUUUCUACAUUUUUGUCGUUAGAUUCAACCCCAAAUCCUUCACUUGGUAGAAGCUUGAUGUGUUUAUGGAGCAAACUCAUCUUGUUUUAAGCAUCUUAUGAUCUUUAAAAAGGAUCUGUCCUAGGAGAGCUGCCUCUAAUUCUUUCGUAACAAACUACUUACAAAAUGUCGUCAGGAGGUGAUUCUAUCAAUGGCCAUGCCGAUCAGCCCCUUUUCUCCUUUGGGGUUAUAACGGAUGUCCAAUAUGCUGAUAUUCCAAACGGGCACUCAUUUCUUGGCAUCCCUCGAUACUACCGCGAAAGCAUUCAGGUUUUACAAAGAGCAGUGCAACAAUGGAAUGAUCUGAAGAAACUCCAGUUUUCGAUCAACUUUGGGGACAUUGUCGAUGGGUUCUGUCCUAAGGCCAAGUCUCUCAGUGCCGUGCAGAAAGUUGUUGAGGAGUUUGAGAGGUUCAAUGGACCAACCUACCAUAUGAUAGGCAACCACUGCCUAUACAAUCUCCCUCGCCACCAACUGAUCUCAUUGCUGAAGGUGCCCUCUGCUCCUGACCGUGCAUACUAUGACUUCUUGCUGUGUCCAGAGUACAGAUUUGUUGUUCUGGAUGCAUACGACAUUAGUUCAAUCGGCUGGCCAAAGGAUCAUCCAAAUGCACUGGAAGCUAUGCGAAUUUUGGAAAUGAAGAAUCCUAAUUUGGAUAAGAACAGUCCAAAUGGCAUGGAAGGCCUCGAGAGGAGGUUCCUUAUGUUCAAUGGGGCUGUUGGGAAAGAACAAUUGCUCUGGCUCGAAGAUGUCCUUCAAAGAUCCUCCAAGAACGAGCAGAAGGUCGUCCUAUGUUGUCAUCUUCCCUUGCACCCCGAAGCAGCAUCAAUUGAGGCACUCUUGUGGAACUGCGAUGAGGUGAUGAGUUUGAUCCAUCGUUAUGGAUGUGUGAAGGCUUGCCUUGCUGGUCACGACCACAAAGGUGGUCAUGUUGUCGACUCUCAUGGCAUUCAUCAUCAUGUUUUCGAGGCCGCUCUCGAGUGCCCUCCGGGGUCGAAUGCUUAUGGAUACAUAGAUGCAUACCAUGAUAGGCUUUCUCUUGUAGGUACUGACAGAAUGAAGAGCAGUGAGAUGAUCUUUAGAUAAGUAGACAGAAACAUGGUUCAUUGUUUUUUCUCAUACACACUUGUGAGGGUAAGUUUCACAACAGAAUACAGAUUGCAACACAAAUUUUACCAUCAUUUGAUAUAUAUAUUCACUGAAAUUGAUUGAAAAUUUGUGCCUGUGAAUUUUGUCUAAAAAACUGCAAGCUUGAAAUUUCCUUGCAUUUUUAAUGAAAUGAUAUAUAUCAUUUUUAGA
Zingiber officinale is the source of this 2482-nucleotide messenger RNA. RefSeq names its product manganese-dependent ADP-ribose/CDP-alcohol diphosphatase-like. The transcript is spliced from 2 exons. Gene Ontology annotation, molecular function: ADP-ribose diphosphatase activity; CDP-glycerol diphosphatase activity; 2',3'-cyclic-nucleotide 2'-phosphodiesterase activity. Lineage: Eukaryota; Viridiplantae; Streptophyta; Magnoliopsida; Zingiberales; Zingiberaceae. Bases 1310 to 2269 code for a protein of 319 amino acids. The record is from RefSeq and is a predicted model, not a curated record.